CAGUUGGUUACGCAGCGUUUGCUCAGAGGUCUUUGCAGCAAACAGUAAAGAAGUUUGUCAUUUGGGAGGAGGAGGUGCUGGGGGGCUGACAUGGAGCCUUCUGCUCUUUGAAAACCACGUGCAGACCUGAUUUGAACUUUUUUUUUGUAACUUUUUGGGAUAUUUGUGUCUUUCAGUCAUGGGCCUCGGUGUCUAUGUUGGGACCCUCCUGUUCUGGUUCCACUGGACCGGUGCUGUUUGGGCCGAGGACAUCCGUGUUUGUGCCGCAGACAACUGCACCGACUACCGCCUCCAGUUCGAGAGGGUCUUCACGGUGCCGGGAGACGUGGGCAUGCUCAACUGCACCCUGGUGUCUCCCGACGUCUUCGACUUCACCGCCACGCCGUACGACGUCAGCUGGUACCGCCUGGAGGCGCGGCGGCCGCUCAGCAACGUCAGCGGUCGGGUCGUGGUGCUGGGAGAGACCCUGUGGCUUCUCAACGUCACGCUGGAGGACGACGGACAAUACCAGUGUGUGGUCAGAACCUCGUCCGGCUGCUACAAGCAGUCCACUAAGAUGGUGGUGGAGCGUCCAGCGGACGGAGAAUGCGGGAGGCCUCGCAAAGCCGCUCAGGUCCUCACCAUCGGCGUGACGGACACCCUGUCCUGUCCACUCACGGACGUCAUCGAAAAGCUGGACAGCUACCGCGUCCCUUCCUCCGUCAGCUGGUACAAAGGCUGCGAGCUCAUAGAGGACGGCUCCGAGGGACACGUCUACCGCAGCAAGGCCAGACUGAAGAUCCAGGACGUGGACCCCCAAAACAACGACACCUACACCUGCACUCUGACCUUUACCCUCGGCGGCGUGACAGCGUCCGUGUCGGAGACCAUCGAGGCCUGGGUCCAAGAGGAUUACUGCUUCCUGCCACAGGUCUUGAAACCAGCCAAUGAAAUCUUCAAGGCACCCGUGGGCUCCAGGUUGACGCGGGCGUGUCAGGUAUUUGUUCCGUGCAUCGGGAAGCUUCCAGAAGAUCCCAUGGUGGACAUCUUCUGGUUGGCCGACGAUACGUUUGUCUUCAGCACCAACGUCUCCGACCGCGUCUCCACGUCACAACAGCGCGUGUGGACAGAAAGCGGUCCCAGUAAAGGCGUCUGGCUGGAGCGACUGCUCACCAUUGGUCACCUGAAGGAGGAAGACUUCCUCAUUAACUACACCUGUCGAGCGUACAGUGGGCGGGGCCUCCCUGAGGGUCACUUUGCUGUGUUGCCGCAAGAGCCGUCCCCCAUUGUCCCCAUCAGCUGUGCUCUCAGCGGCGUCACGGCGCUCGUCAUCGCUACGGCUGUCGUCUACUUCCUCUUCAAGAUUGACAUCGUGUUGUGCUUCCGGAUGUUCUUUCCUGUCCUGUAUGCAAAUGAGGAUUGUGACGGGAAGCUGUUCGAUGCCUACGUCACGUACCCACUGAACUGCGAGGAGGACUUCAGCGACGAGGCGUGCACGUUUGCCCUUCACAUCCUUCCUCAAGUGCUGGAAAAAGCUUGCGGUUACAAACUCUUCAUCGCGGGCCGCGACUCCCUGCCCGGGCAGGCCAUGGUGGACUCGGUGCAGGACAACAUGCUAGCCAGCCGCCGCCUCCUGCUGCUCUACAGCGCCUCCUCCUUCAUGUGCAGCAACAACAACAACAAUAACAACAUCAGCGUCUGCUCGGACCCUCGACGUCAGCACGAGUGUGUGACGGCAAUGCACAGAGCGCUGCUGGAGGGAACGCUCAAGGUGGUUCUGGUGGAGCUGGAAGAGGUAAGCCCGGCCCAGCUGGCUGUCUUCCCAGAGUCGCUGCGUCACCUGAGGAGGAAGCAGGGCGCCGUGUGCUGGUGGAAGAACCAGAGGACCAGGAGGAAGUCCUCCUUCAGGACAUGUGUGACCACACAAGACAAAGAGGACAUGUCACCCUUGCUGUCCCCUUCCUCCAGGUUUUGGAAGGAGAUGCGUUAUCACAUGCCGGUGAAGGGCACCGGGGGGGCGGCCCCUGACAGAACCGCCUUGCUGAAGAACCGCUGCCCUACAAACACCAGGGCCAUGACGGCAACCGUGGCGUUGUUGGCAGCGUGUGCGCGCGUGCUCGCGACGCUGCUCUUUGUGGCGGUCACACACGGCCACAAGCCGGCGCUAGACACCUACCACGCCAGCGCAGGCCACCUCCUCCUCCUCAAGUGUUCCAUCGGAGAUGUUCACAGCAAUGUAACAUGGACCAGAGGGGGGGCAAACCCGGCUCUGCCCCCUGGAGUGGAAGUCAGAGACAGGCUGCUGUGGUUUCUACCUGUCCAGGCAUCCCAUAACGGAACCUACAGCUGUGAGACCGGGGACCAGAGUGGACAAAGAAGGAUGGACUUUGGAGUUUUUGUGUCCAGUGGGAUUUGUCCCCCAGUGGCUGAUGUGAGGCGUAUCCCCGUGGGGGUCACCCAAAGUCUCCCCUGCAUGCAGGAGGACGUCCUGAGACACAACCGGACACGAAACAUACGAUGGCUCAAGGACUGCCGUGGAGUGCAGCGUGAGGGCGCACCCGUCACUGUGACCGAGAGAGGUUUCCUGAGGCUGCCUGAGGCCACGCAGGAGGAUGCUGGGAAAUACACCUGCCUGGUGGAGGUCAGACUCCGUGGCAGGAAGUACAUAUCCGCACGCAGCAUCCAGCUGCAGAUAAGCAACGAGACAGUUCUGACUGUGCCGCAGGUCGUCCUUGCACAGGAAGUGAUUGCCGUGGAAGUGGGUGCCAGGAAGGAGCUGAAGUGUCUGGCCUUGAUGGGCUUACAAGAGGACAACGAGAUGUCCAUCUUCUGGACGGUCGAUGGAAGUUUCAUUGAGGAUGACGAGGCGCUCCAAAACUCCUCCUCCUUUUCCUUCCUUCGCAGAAAAGGAAGGGUCUACGGCGAGUCCAAUCUGACCAUUUCAAGAGUUCUUCCUCGCUUCCUCAACGUGCCUAUCAGCUGCCGAUUCAAGAACGCUCUCGGUGAAAAGGACUGCGUCAAGCUGCUGGUAGAAGCCCCUCGCAGCUGCUUCCGCACCAGCGUGGCUCUCAGCACGGCCGCCUCGCUGCUGCUUCUUCUGCUUGUGACGGCGGCGCUGGUCUUCUUCAAGGUGGACGUGACGCUGGCUUACAGGAAGCUGCGGGGACAUUUCGGCCAACAAGGAGGUCAUCUCACAUCACAAGACGCUCAUUCAAGUCAGUCAACGUAUAAAGACGGCGUCCUCUCCACAGAUAGAGAUGUCGGCCUCUACGACGCCUUCGUUAGCUUCCUCGGCGCUGGCGAGUUGACCUCGGCCCACGCGGCCCGUUUUGCACUGCAGACGCUGCCUUGCGAGCUGGAGGAACAACAUGGCUACCUGCUCUUCAUCACAGGCCGCGACGACUGCCCGGGAGAAGCGACGCACGACGCCAUCGCAGCCAUCAUGCGCAGAUGUCGCAGGCUGAUCAUCAUCGUGUUUUCUGGGGAGACGGAGGCUCAGACGCGUCCCUUGAGCGAUGAGCAGAAGCAGCUGAGCUACGAACAGCAGCUGGGCCUCCAUGACGCUUUAACCCACAACCAGCCCAGAGUCAUCCUGGUGGAGAUAGAUGGUCCUCUGGAUGACAGCCACCUGCCAGAGUCUCUGCGCUACAUCAGGAGGAAAUACGGAGCUCUGACGUGGAAGACGGACGUCCCGGGAAGCCAAACAUGGAGGAAAUCUAACAGACUUUUCUGGAAGAAGCUGAGCUGCCUGACGAGGACCAUCCUUUGGGUCCCCUCCCCUCCCGUCUGUCUCUAUUGUGCAGGGAGGAGACAGGAGGGAGGAGACAGAGGAGUGGUGGAGGUCCAUGAGUCCACUGAGGACAUGGAACACUGACGAGUCACUAGAAGACUGACUGCCGCUAAGGACGGACGUGGACGUGGAAAGCUGACGGACACUGACUGGACUCUCGUUGCUUGCUAGAAGACUCCUGGAAAGUUCUAGCAAGCACCCGAUCACCUCCUUCACUGGGAAAUUCUAUUU
Molecule: messenger RNA, 4000 nt
Organism: Dunckerocampus dactyliophorus (ringed pipefish)
Lineage: Eukaryota; Metazoa; Chordata; Actinopteri; Syngnathiformes; Syngnathidae
Exons: 22
Coding region: 179-3853 (1224 amino acids)
Biological process (GO): signal transduction
Molecular function (GO): interleukin-1 receptor activity
Source: RefSeq, a predicted model, not a curated record